UUGAAGGACACCGAGUGAGCCCCGACGACGUAAGCCAGUCGUGUCCAAGCAAGCAUUUCCCUCGUUCACCGACAGUCCACCACCUACGUGAAUUGUGAACAUGGCUCCAUAGCUUGCAAGUUAUUAGCAUGCUUCCGGCAUUCUCCAAGUGCCUCUUGGGCUCGUGGGGUUUGCGAGCCACGCCAGCAAUUGCUCGGCCUCUCUACACUGCGGGCCUGCCUGAGCGUGCCUCGAACUCUUCUGGCAAUGAAGCUACAAGCAGCCAGGGUCUAGACUAUCGUCAACUCCUCGCUGCGAAUACUCGAGGUGUUGCCUUGCCGUCCAUCGCGAGGACCUGGGACCUCGCAACGGUGGACUCGGAGCUGCGACAUGCGACUGCGACGCAAUUGGGCAGCGCCGCAAACGGGAAGGACGUCCCGAGUGCCGUCCAGCGCGAGCUCGCCAGGCGUCAUGGUAUCCAGCUGCCAGUGGGCGCCUGCCGCCACACCGCCGCCACCCGCCUCGCCACUGUGCUCCCCCCACCCGUACGGCACAUUGCCGUGCUGUACGGCGUGCUGGAGUACAACGGCGCCGUGCCGCCCAGCGCGGCAGCUGCGCGGCAGCUGCUCAAGGAGGGCGCGCAGUCUCGGACGCACGCCCACCCUUUGGACUCCGACCUGUCGCCUGUGGCUCUGGGGCAGAUCUCGGACCUGGUCCACCGGCUGGGCUAUGUGGGCCGGCCGCCCUUCUCCUACGGCAGCGGGCAGCUGAUGGCCGCCUGCCUGCGCACCAUACUGGCGGACGUGGACGACGAGGCGCGGCUCAGGCCGCUGCCCAGCAUGGACACGCGCCAGGCCGAGCUGCUGCGCUACCUGCGCUCGCGCCGCGCGCCGCCCGGCACCCGCGGCAUGCCGGCGGUGCUGGACGUGGACCUGGGCUGCAGGGCGGGCGUGAGCCGACUGGCGGCGGCGCGCAACAUACUGCAGUUGAUCCAAAACCACGAGCUCUGCGCCAGUCCCCAGGGCGAGCCUGUGGCGGCGCUCCGGGCUCUGGGCCUGUCCGGCCCCGUGCCGCCCACCACCGGCGAGGCGCUGUCCCUCGCCGCCGAGCUGCGCGACCGCUGCCGGCCCGCCGCCCCCCACCACCUGGCAGCACUGCGAGCCCUGGGCUGGUACGACAACAGCGGCAGCAGCAGCACCAGCGGUGGCAGUAGUGGCGGUGGCAAUAGCAGCAGCCGUGGCGGUGGCAGUAGCAGCAGCAGCGGUGGCAGUGGCAGUAGUGGCGGUGGCAGUAGCAGCAGUGGCGGUAGCAGUGGUGGUGCCGCGGUGCUGGAGCCGGAGAGCGUGGCGCACGUGAAGGCCGUGAUGCGCGUGCUGCGCCGGGCCGACACGGACGCCGCCACGCCCGCCACGCGCGGCGCGCUGCGGCACCUCGCCGAGCUCAGGCGGCAGCAGCACGGCGUGUCGGCGGGCGGCGGAGGCGGAGGCGGAGGCGCCGCCGCGGCUGUAGCGGCAGCCUCAGGGGCGACAGGGGCGGCAGGGGCAGGGGCAGGGACAGCAGGGGGAGGAGGAGGGGGAGGGGGAGGAGGGAGGAGAGGAGGGGGCGGGAGCUGGGGGGUUCUGGGUACGUGUCCGAGCCAGCUGGAGGUGCGGGUGGCGAUUGAGGAGCUGCCGCUGUCGGGGCAGAUGGCGGACCGACUGCUGGAGCUGGGCUGGUCUGGACCCAUGCCCGAUACCCACGGCGCCGCCCUGGCCCUGGAGGACUACCUCGCAAACCACCGCUCCGCGUAUGGCAGUAGCAGCAGCAGCAGCAGCAAUGGCGCCAGUAACGGCAGUAGCAGCAGCAGCAGCUACGCGCCUAGCUACAGCCGCGCCGCGCCCGCGCCCUCGCCCUACUCCUCUGUGACGGGUGCUACAGCCUCCGGCGGGCGUGUCAGUGCUGCCUCCUACGGCGGCAGUAGCAGCGCGGGCCAGCAGGGACAGGGGGCGGGGCAGGGCGUGGCGUUCCGCCGCACCAACGGAAACCCUGGCAGUAGCAGCGGCGGCGGCGUCAGCAGCCGGUCGUCGUACGAGCCGUUGGAUCCAUCCUCGUACCUGCCGUACCGCAGCAUGCCAUCGCACGCCGCCGGCCACCCGGGUGGCGGCGGCUCCGGGCCGGAUUCUGGAUCCGGAUCCGGGCAUGCCUACGCGCCGCAUGCGCAGCAGCUGACGUCGCUCAUCUCGAAGCUUGGAUCCAGUCCGGAGGAGUUCCUGACCAAGAUCCAGAUCCGGGGCAUGUUCCCUGGAUCCGUGUCGGAGUGGUACCUGCCCACCAUGAGCCACGAGGAGGCGGCGCACGUGCUGGGGUGCCUGGUGGCGGCGCGGCGGCUGGUGCUACAGCGGGUGCGCGGGUCCGGGUACGACGAGUACGUGGACCGCUGGUCGACCGCCGAGGCGGAGGGCGACUGGUGGGGCAUGGAGUGGCUGUGGCAGUAGCGGCCGGCGGCGGCUGCAGCAACCAAGGUAGCAACUGCUGACGGCUGUAGCAACCAAGGUAGCAACUGCUGGCUCUGGAGCUGUUGCACUUGAGCUGCUGCAGCAGCUGCAGCUGUGAUGGCCGCACGUGCGGAAUGGUGCGGGCAGCGGCGGCUCAUGGGCGGCAUGCGGCGUGGGGGCUGUGAGGCACUGAAGGGCAAAUGCAGCGGCCACGACAAGACCGGGCCAUCUGAGGCGCCCAUGGAAAGCCGCCGGAAUGGUUGGAACCGCCGCAGCAGCGGCAGCAGCGGCAGCAGCAGCAGCAGCGGCAAGAUUCCAGCCCCCAUGAAGAAGCAGCGACAUGGGCAGGAGCGCGUGUGAAUGGCGUUGUGGAGGGUGCAGGUGCUGUCUGUUAUGCAUGUGCUUACGCGCAAAAGGGGCAAUGUGGUGAGCGAGACGCGGGUGGACGAGAGCGGGACGCGGACGAGAAACAGCUGGCUGGCAUACCGUAAGCCGUUGGAGGUAGCGGUGUGAGGGUGACUGCGUGCCAUGACGCUGCAUCAUUGGGGAACUCAGAGCCAACCUACAUCCAGUGUCUUCCCCGGAUUUAUGCACAGUCUUUGCAUAAGGAGUGCACGAUGCGCUCCUUGCUGCUAUAUGAGCGGCUUGGGAGCGCUAGGAGCGCCCGACACGUUUUGUUACCUCGCCGGGGGCAAAUAUUUAUCUUGCAUUGCUGUCUGUUUGCUGCUGCAAGAGGGGCAGUCGCACUAAUUCUGUCACUUCUGUGUUGCGAUCAUGGGUUACUUGCUUUUUGGAUCAGGGGAUUAAGGUCCCCUGCCCUGGAUCAUGUCGGCCCGGAUCAAAAAGCCAUUGCCGGUUUUGACGGCGUGAGUACGGCAAUUUGACAAACGAAGGCGUGCAUGCCUAUGUGGCUGUCGGUGAAGGGAACACAGGUAUUCAGAGGUAUUCCUAUCGGUAGCGCGCCGACGCAGUGCCCCUGCCGCAUCGUUGGCCUAGGGGUAUCCCACCGGUAUUUCAAUAAGGUUGUAAGGUGGCCAUUGUACACAUGCAUAUGGAGUAGCGAUGACCCGCGACGCCUGCGUGCUUCUAUCGAUGGCUAGCAGCACUGCAGCAGGGAGGUAUAUGCGGGUUCUGCACACGACACCGCUCUGAUCAGUUUGUGGGCGUGUGGGGGCCCGGUGACCGGCAACAGUGCGCGCUAGCUCUGCUCUGCAGCGGCCGCCGCCGCGGCUGCUGCCGCUUGUCCUGCUGUACAACGCGGCUGUCCAGUUGUAGUAGCACCGUACUGUGUUGCCGUACUGUGUUGCCGACGGCGGGGCCACGUGGCACCCCCGGCACGGGCUGGGUGGGCACCAAGGCAGUGGUCCCGUGUCCGUGUGCGGUCAAUAGGGCGGGGGUUCAUCAGGGCGGGAUGCGAGUGAGCACUGAGCGUAAGUGCUCGAGUCUUGAAGCAUUAAGAUGGCCGCCGUGGCCCGACAAAAGAUGGACUGAUGACGUGAAACCCAUGUUCAACA
Chlamydomonas reinhardtii is the source of this 3967-nucleotide messenger RNA. RefSeq lists its product as uncharacterized. The coding region runs from base 129 to 2453 and encodes 774 amino acids. The record is from RefSeq and is a predicted model, not a curated record. The transcript has 9 exons. Lineage: Eukaryota; Viridiplantae; Chlorophyta; Chlorophyceae; Chlamydomonadales; Chlamydomonadaceae.